Molecule: messenger RNA, 1848 nt
Organism: Danaus chrysippus (African queen)
Lineage: Eukaryota; Metazoa; Arthropoda; Insecta; Lepidoptera; Nymphalidae
Source: the annotation of a GenBank genome assembly
AUGAAUGAAUCAAACGAUGUCCAGGCUUUGGAGAAAAUAUCUUCCGAAGUAGAUGAAUCUCAAUUUAAAAUAAUACUAACAAAUCAGUGUAUUAAGGCUCAAGAGUUUUUAGUUCAAAAACUACGCAGGCAAUCUGAACAAACUAGACAAAUAUGUAAUUUUAUAAGUAACGGCAAUUUGAAAUUGGAAAAAGAAAUAAGACUUGGGGAGCAAGAAAUAAAAAGCUUACGUAGUGCUCUUGAAACAAUAAAAUCCUCAAAUAUUGAGUUAGAAAAAGAGCUACUGCUGAUUAAGGAAGAUAAAAUUGAUUUGAUAGAAAGAGUCAAUAACGGAAUUAAGAAAUAUGAAGAACUUUGGCUCACGUCCAAAAAGAAAUAUGACAAUAUACCAUUUAUUAAGAAACAACAGCUCACCAUUAAUAGAAGGAAGAAUCUUGAGGAUACUGUAGUUUACCUUGAUAAUGAAAUACAACAUUUGUUGAGAGUGUUUGAGGAAAGAAAGAAGGAAUUAGCAAAUAUCGACAGACAAAAUGUCGUAUGUAUUGCAAGAUACAUGGUUGAGGAACGACCAGAAGUCUUACGCUCUCUCACAGAGAAGACAGAAGAAGUAAAUAAUUUAAUGAAUGAAAUAAAAGACCUUCAGAAUGAGCGAAAUUUCAAUUUUCCAAACACAAAUUAUGCUAAAGUUUUAGAAGCAAUAACCAAGACUGAAACUAUUUUAGUUGAAAAGAACCAUUCAGAUGAUAAUAAUGAAGAUGCAAUGCUGUUACCAAAGCUGCAGCUUCAGAAUACUGAUUUAGAUAUGCUUAUGGAUAAAUUGGAACAGGUCAAGAAGGCUGAUAGUAUGUUGAUUAAAAGAUCUGAUUCUAUUACAAUACAAAUUGAAAAACAUCCAAAUAAGCAUGAACAAGAAGAUAUUAAUAAUAUAUAUGUGUCAUCAUAUUUUAAAAAUUUCAAUGAUAUAAAUGAGGUAGAAAAAGAUAAACCUCAGACGAUCAAUUAUACAGAUAGGAAGUUGAUUCACAUUAUAGAAGAUAUUCAAUUGCAUAAGAAAGAUUCUUAUAAUAUAUUUUCAAAGUUAAAUCCAAAUGAAUUACGCAUUGUUGAUGCCAUCCCAGCAAGUAUUGAUACAAAUAAAAGUAAUCAAUUGGUAGAAAAGGUUGAUGAAGAGGCUGUAACAGAGGUUAUUGAAGAAACCGACUUAACAAAUAAGGAUUCUAACAUCAUAAUACCUCCUACACAAUUUCUAGACUUCUCUCAGAACUCUCAAGAAAAAAGAGUAUCAUUCAGUACUGUUGUGUCCGUUCAAGAAGUUGACAAUAUUAAUAAGUCACAGGAAGAUAUUGUUGACGAAAAUAUGAAUGCUGAACUUAACACAAGUGUCGCCAGUGACAAUAGUUACCAGAAAAUAAAAGAAAAUAUCUUCAAGAAACACAACAUAGCCUUGUCACCUGAAUUUAUAUAUACAAAAAAUCCAAAAAUAUCUGAUACAAAACCACAGUUUUGUGAUGAAAAUAAUAUGUCCGAUAACCCACCUCAAAUAAAGGAUGUAUGUCAGAAUAUGAAUUCUGAAGUGGAAAUGGGCGCUAGUGAUGAUGUAGUGAGUAAACAGGAACAAACUGUCGCUGGUUUUUUAUUCACACAUGGUGCAAAAGGUAUACCAGAUUCAUUGAAUGUUUCAAUGGCUUCCACUUGUGUUGAGGAUGUAGACAACGAAUUUCCUCAUUGCUUUGAUUCCAGCUUACUUUUGUCACCAAAGGCCGAUACCAAAAUGCCAGAGAAUAUUGAUAAUAAUACUGUAGCCCUUUCGCAGGAAGUUCCAAACUUCUUAUCAGGUAUGAAACAAUAG